This is a messenger RNA of Vitrella brassicaformis, 1498 nucleotides long. Lineage: Eukaryota; Vitrellaceae. The record is from the annotation of a GenBank genome assembly.
CACGGAGUGAGUCGGCCAGUCACCCCAGCUGCAGUCUGCCAGCGUCCUGUGUGGGGCUGUCAGGCCAAUCGCUGAACAGCUCCCACCAUCUCCUCUCCGCCGCACCACUGCCCUUGCCGCCCUCUCUGCCAGUGGUCGUCAUCUGCUGCAGCUCGUCCUGCGCCGCCGCCAGCCAUGUGUCCACCACAUUCUCUGAACCGUACCACGAGUCGGGAACGUUAAUGCUGUGGUACACACCCGACAUUGUCACGCAACGAGAGCCGUCCAGAUAGGCCGACCGCAGCGGCACCACCCCAUCGCCGCGAACGCCGUCCCCACUGCCGCACACCACCUCAUAUGACUGGAAAGCGAACCGCUCCAGUGUGCCCCUAUCGGCCUGGACGUCGCCCGUCACCGCAUCCCCGACCACAGAGACGUAGAAGAUCCCUUUCUCCUUGUGAAAGGUCCCAGGGUACUCGCGGCAAACAUAGGUCAGCACACCCCUCGUCAUGUCCAGUGCGGGCGGAGGAGGCGGGUAGUGCGGCGAGCCCAAUGAGAUGACGCCUUGGACGAUGUCUUGGGUGUACUCGACUGUCGACUCGCCAGUCUCCUCAUCCGUCUCGUUGCGCCAUGUGCCGUCCCCCAUGACCGCCCGAGCGAGCCACCCACCGGCACUAUGGCCCACGAGCACCACCUUCGGCGGAAGAGCUCCCCCCGGCCAAUCCCUCCGCCGAACUCGGUCGACAGUGGUGCGGACGCGGUCAAGAUACCAUCGAAAGCCUGGGCCGUCGGGUCUGCACUCACCCGUCCAAAACCGUCUCGUAAGAAAGUCCCUUGCGACCGAAAGCCACUCUCGCCUGGCGAUGGGCACGACAUAGACAUUGUAGCCCCGGCGCUCGAGAGCCGCCUUCAAAGAGGUAUCCUCGCCCAUCUUCAUGGGAUUGGUAUAGUCCAAAGCGUCAUUGCCAAAGCCUGCACACAUCGCACAUCACAUGGACAUACAGACAGGACGCGCUUGUCCAUGUGUCUGCGCUGGUGCAUAGGAUGGUGUGCCUUUUGCACCUGGCAGUAUGACAAUGGGAUGCUGCUUGAGCGAUGGUCCUGCUGCAGCCAGUGAAGGCUGAAACAGCUGCUUGAAACCAAGACGCGUUUGUUGCGCCUGUUGCCGCUUUGAGAGCACAGAGAGGGGCGAGGGGGAGGAAGGGUGGAAAGCAACAGACCCUGCAGACAGACAGACAGACAGAUCAGACACACACAUGCCGCCACAGACCACGCCUGCGUUUUGUCCUGUCAACGUCUGUGCGUACUUGUUAAUGAGUGGAGCGCUGCGGCGCUGCAUAGAUCUCCCCAUGCGAUGAGCUCCACCAGCGGCAGCAGCAGCAGUAGACUUCUCGCGCGGCUUCUCGCUCGCUGUGGUCGCGAACUUGACUCAGGCAUAGGUUCGAAUGGAGGAUCCGAAUCCUGACGCAUUGAUGAUCGUCGCCCUUCUCAGGCUUUCUGAUGAGGCUGUACUUCUGAG